Messenger RNA from Dracunculus medinensis (Guinea worm), 1680 nucleotides. The record is from the annotation of a GenBank genome assembly. Lineage: Eukaryota; Metazoa; Nematoda; Chromadorea; Rhabditida; Dracunculidae.
AUGGUUGCAAUGAUUGCAUUUAUCAGUGUUAUGAUUUGCAUAAUUUUUGCUUCAAAUGCAAUGUGUCCUCGCGGUUGUUCGUGCACUUCUGAUGAACGGCACAUUGUACGUUGUGAUGGCGCAAAACUAAACGAAUUUCCGAUUUUACUGGAUCCAAGAACAAAGAUAUUAAGUUUGUCGAACUGCAGCCUGAAGCGUGUAGACUCCGAUUUUAUUGGACUCUAUUCAAAUUUAGAAUAUCUCGAUUUGUCCAACAAUGAAAUAGAAGCACUAAGCAUCGAUCUUUUUCAAUUGCAAGGCAAACUUCGUAUUUUAAAUCUCAGUGGAAAUUUACUAACUUUAAUACGACGCGGUGAUCUGAAUGGCUUAACGAGUUUAAAGAAGCUGGAUUUAUCCAAUAACCAACUGUUGAUUGUUGAGAUGUUUGCCAUGCAACAUUUAAAAAACCUGGUUGAGCUGAAAAUUUCUGGCAAUCAUCUCGAAUCGCUUCAAGCUGAAACUUUUAUCGGCUUAUCUCGUCUUCACAGUCUUAAUUUAUCGUUCAAUCGUUUAAAAUCGGUUCAUUUAAUGGUCUUCAAGCAUAGUCCAUUUCUUGAAGUUCUUAACCUCAAUAACAAUCACAUUCAUGAAGUUAAAUCUAACAAAUUCACGAAACUUUCGUCGUUGAAGAACCUUGACCUCGGUUCAAAUAAAAUCGCAUCGUUAGCAGAUAGUUCUUUCCAAGGAAUAACUUCGCUAAAAUUUCUCGAUCUCAGCAAUAAUUUCCUUGAUCGCUCGCAAAUGACAGCUCUUCGUUCCUUGAAUUCAUUAACCGAAAUUGACCUCUCGUUUAACCUUUUUACGGAGAUAAGCACAUCUUCAUUUGAAGGUCUUUCAUUACUACAAAGGCUGAAAAUGACUAAUGAACAAUUUUUACAAUCAAUACAUUUAAACGCAUUUUCCGGAUUGCCAAGAUUGCGUUUACUGAAUUUGUCAUUUUGUGUUCAGUUGGCUGACAUACACGAACACGCUUUCGAAUACGUUGACCAACUUCAUAUAUUAGAUUUGAGGAAUUGCAAAUUACGUCAAAUUCCACGUAGCCUUUUACGCUGGAACAGACUUGAAUCAGUGAAUUUGUCCGGAAAUCCACUGAAUUGUGAUUGUGAGCAAAAGUCCUUCCUCACAACAUUUUCGGCCCAAUUCUUAUGUUCAUCGAAAUUUUCACUAGGAUCAGUUAUUGAUGCGGUUUCGUCUUGUAGAACCGACGAUGAAUACGCACUAUUUGUAUGGAUUCUAGGUGCAUUGAUUCUUCUUCUCGUCAUAUCCAUUGUUGUCUUUGUACACAAAAAGCAUCACUCAAAAGAAAAUCCAUCGAUACCGAGCGCAUUGAAGAUUUUCAGCCAAAAAUUUGCAUUUGAUUCGAUCAUAAAUGAAAAGAGAAAUCUUCUUUACAAUCCGAGAGAAUAUCACUUCAUUGAACAAAAUAAUGGUUCUCCUAACAUCUAUGGAACUGUUGACGAUGAAGGCUAUUGUUAUCUAUCACUAGAGCAAUCUGGAUUAUACGAACAAGCGAUACGUCGCUGUCCAAUUCCUCCUAAUGAAUCUAGUAUCCCAUCACUAAAAUCUGAUUUGAUAGUUAAAACUUAUGAUUCGAAUUUUAAGAUAAUCUCGCAUUAUCCUGUCCCAAUAACAGAACUUUAG